CAUCCAACUGUAACACUGGUACUGUAUCGUUGAGCGAGAAAAGGUCUUGAGGAGAGUAAACUGCGAGUAAUUUGUUGUGAUUGUAUGAAAUGUGUUUGUUUCAUCAUGGGAAUAUUCAAAGAACAUAAGUAUCUUUAGUUAUGUAAAGUUUGUUCCGAAUUUUAGUGGCCAAAACUAAGACUCGGAGCAAGAAAUUCUUACAUCGAGAUCUAACUUGCAAGUUGCCUGAAAUAUGUGCCAUUGAAUACAUAAUUACAAACUGUUGCAAAAAAAUAAUGGAAAUUUAAAACUACAACUCACAUGUAUAUCUUCACCAAAUUACUUGGCCAACCUUUCUGAUGAAAAAUUGAAUCUGAGAAAGGCAGUCAAAAUGUAAAAUAUCAGUGUCAAAUUCCUGUGAAAACAAAAUCUGCAAUGAGUACAAUAGGACAGUUUAUUACUAGAGCAGGUAGUCCUCAUGAAAACAAUCUCUAACAGUUACAAGAUGACAAGUAUUGGUGGAAUAGAUAAUCCUUGUGAAAACAAAAUCUUCAAGAAUUUCAAUAUGACAAAUUUCAUUGGAAUAGAAAAUAUUUGUGAAAACAAAAUGUCCUAUGAUGACAAUAAGAUGACAAAUAACAGUGGGAUACAUAAUCCUUUUAAAAACAGUGUUUCCAACAGUGAUUGUAAGAUGACAAAUACUAGUGUGAUAAGUCUGUGUGAAAAGGACUAUGUUGAAAAGUUUACUGAAACAUGUAUAGAUGCAUGUAAAAAGUUACAAACAUCUAGUAACUGUGACAUAGAAAAGAUUACAGAGAGAAUAGAUUCUAUUUCACUAAAUGAAACAGAUAAUAAAGGAAGUAAAGAUCAACAAGAAUCAAAAAACACAUCUAGGUCAGAUUUCCUUUCUGAAGAAGUUGAACAUCAUUCAGAAGAAAAAAUUGUAGUGCGAGGACCAGUUAACAUUAAUGAUGACAAAAGAACUGCAUAUCCCUCCUCCAAGAAACUCGUAUCAACAAAUGUUAAAUCCAAUAUCCAGAAAGUAUUGAAUAAUAAGAAUUUCUCAGAAGUUUUGUCAAUUACAACAAAACCCUUUAUGUCUGGAGGUAUUGUCAUUAGUCAAAGGUUGGAACCUGAAAGCCAACAUCUAUCCAUAGGGGCUACCUACAGUGUACAUUCUCCUGAUUCUUCCACUAGUCCUGGAAGUUUUUAUUCCAACAAUUUAACAUCCCCCUUUUCUGAAGAAUUACAGAGCCCUUUUUCAGAUGUAUCCUGUGCUAGUGAGUUGUGUGGUGAUGAAAGCUGCAUUGAUUUGUUAGAUAGUAGUUCUCCUGUUCCAGAAAAUAUUUGGGAAUUUGUUAUGGAGUGUGAAGAAAACCAGCACUGUAAUAAUGUAAUAAAUAAAUCUGAUCCAAGUAUUUCUAAGUCAUGUAAAGGUUGGGAUGAACAUAUUUUGUUUCAGAAGUUCAUUCAGGACAAAGACAAUUUGCAACAACCAAAUGAGACCUCUAGCCAUUCAGAUGAUUAUAAUUCUUUUAAAAACUUUAUUGAAUCACAAGAACAUGCAUUAAAGAACUAUUCCACUGAUUUCAAAUGUCAACAAUCAGACAGUUUUAAUUCUACAUGUAACCCUCAAAACUCCAUGGGUUCUGUGACAUCUCAGUCCAUACUUUAUUCAACUUCAAAUGCUCACUGCUCUAGCUUUGAACAAAAUUCCUUUUCAGAUCUUGACAGUUUCCCCAUCCAAAACCCCACUGAUAUUCAUGACUCUCUGUCAGUUAAUCAAAGUGAUAUAUUCCAAAAAUCCAACAUUAUACCUGAUGCAUCUUUUAACCUUCCCAGCACAUUUCAGAAUCAAAGCAUUCAUUGCGAUUCUUCAUCAAAUUACUGUAACUAUAUUCUUCAAAUUCCAAAUACAUCUUUAUUAGAUAAUAAAAAUACUGUUGUCCAAGUCCCAGUAACCAAUGUAUCAGUAGAUUGUUCACCUUAUUCUGAAAAUACCCGUACUCAACAAAAAGCAAAUGUGAAUAAAAUGCAGAACUAUUCCGAUGAUGUCAAAGUUUCUUUAAGUAACCAAGACCUAUCCCUCCAAAAUUUCAGUAUUGUAGAUUGCAGUAAGAGUUGUGGUUUUCAAAAUACUAGCAGUGUACAAAAGGGCUUUUCUUCUCUUCAAGAGCAGCAGCUUAUUGUCAGAGACAAUACUUUGUCUAACCAGAAUUUUGUAACUGAGUUUAUAGAAACUAUUGAUUUAGCUACAACCAGUAAUGCACUACAAAGCUCUUGCACCACACAAAUUCCAGGUUCAAUUACAACUAAUAGUUCGUCCCAAAAUCCUGAUAAUGCACAGAUUGUAGAUUCAACAGAAUUUAAUAAUCCAGCACAAAAUUUUAAUGCUACAAAAACAAACUGUGAGUUACAGAAGAAUUCAGUUUCUGAAAAUUUCAACACAACUGUAUCAUCAUGCAUAGGAAAUGAUAGCAAGCACAAUUUUCAAAGUCACAAUUCUAUUCCAGCUGCUAUUAGAGAUAACUGUAAAAGAGUGCCUCAGAUUUUAUCACAGCAAAAUUGUGUGAAUGGAAGCCUAUCCACUGUAACUUGGAUUAUAUCAAACAAAGUUUUACCUAGAACCAGGCGAAUACUUCCUAAACCUGAUAAAAACCAAGUCGUCAGUGAAUCUUCAGACAGCUGUCAAAUGCUUCUUUCAACUCAAAAUUGCAAGGUAACAUCACAAGUGAAAAAUAGAAAGGAAAGAUUUGGCCACAAGUUUAAAUAUAAAGGUAGUGCCUUGGAAGAAUUACGAAAGACUAUGAACUCUAAAGACAUAGACAAGUAUUCUUUGAAAGUUAAUCUAAAGAUGGCAAAUGAACCAGAAAAAAAUGAAUUUAUUUUCAAAAUGGAUGAGUAUGGAAGCUUCAUACAUCGUGCAAUCAAAACAAACAACCUUGUCCAAACCUUUGUGCUGUUGAAAAAUUGGAAACUUGUAAGAGAAAAUCAGAGAAUUAACUAUAUCAAGGAAAUCAACAGUCAAGACAAGGAUGGAAGGACACUUCUUCACUGUGCUGUACUUGGUAUGCCGCACACUCCUCUUCUCACAAAAGCAAUCCUUGAGCUUGGAGCUGAUAUCACAAUUAAAGAUGCCAAAGGAGAAUCUCCACUUCAUUAUGCUGCUUGUAGAGGAUUAGACUUUGUGGAAGUGUUACAAGUAUUAACUGACAUGUCAGGAAAUGUAAAUAUCAAAAAUUCAAAUGGUCAGACACCCUUACACUAUGCAGUUUUGAAUCAUGGUGCCAAACACAAGAAUGAAAAAGAGAAGUCCGACCAAAAUGGUGUGGUUGAUAACUGUACCACAAUCAGACUUCUUCUGGAAAAGAAGGCACUUUUAACAUGUCAGGACUCUCAAGGACAAACUCCAAUACACUAUGCAGUACGAAAUCAUAAAGGAAUUGAAAUAUUGAAGCUGUUCAACAAACAUUCUCCAGAAUGUCCCAAAGAAGCUAUCAACAUUCAAGAUGUAAAUGGGCAAUCAGCACUUCACUUGGCAGCAAAAGAUAGCUUGUCAAAUAGCACAACACACUUGGAGCUAGUGAAAAUUCUAAUAGCCAAUGGAGCUAUGACUCAAGUGAAAGACAAAAAUAACAAACUGCCUAUGGAUUUGGUUCCAGAAGGUAAUAGAGAGGUGGUCAGUGUGCUCCAAAGUAUAUGGACUAGAAAUGGUUGGAUAGUGCAAAAUAGUACUGUGAACACCAAACAUCCAAACCAACCGUAACUAUUUGUAUCAUAAUGACAUGAUUUCUUGAAUCUACAGUAAGCCAUGAAUUGAAAGGAAACAUUAUAUUUUAUGUUCAUUGUAUCAUGGUCUUGUGCUAAUCCUGGUGUCUAAAUUUCAGUCAGUGUUAUUGUAGUUAUUGAAUGCAUCGUUGACAAAAAUAGAAGAUAGAUAAGUUCACAGGCAAAAAUCAAUAGGUUAAUACGGUGAAAAUAAAAUCAACAUGACAAGGGUUUUUGGUAAAAGUAAACCUUAUAACUCUCCAUAUUUAUCAAGCCUAUUUACAGUUAGCAGUAAAUAUCUUUUACAAAAGUCAGAUAACUUCAUUGUGCUGUCAGUAAUGCAAUUCCCCUUUCCUGCAGUCCAGAUCAAUGGAUAUAAGAAAGUGUAGUUGAAUAUAUAUAUAAAGCACUUGAGGAUUUCCAUAUAGACCAUGAAUGUGUUGCUCAUAAUCUCUGAUCAUACAUAUUAGGUUAUUAAUGCUACUUUGUGCAAAUUAGCAUUCAAUAAGAACCAGAAUAUAGAUAGAUGUUAGAUAUAAUGUUAGCUACACUUAAAGGAAUUGAAAUUUUCUUAAGUUAAUAUAUUUUUCUACUGCAUAAGUGUAAUGUUUAACACAGAUAUACAUAUAUUGACUACAAAUAGACAACUGUGCAUAAAAAAAAAGUACUUGCUGAUUAAAAUUUUAGCAAAAAAACAACCAAUAAACAUUACAGUGGGCUAACCCUAGUUUGUAAAUUUGUAUAUGGAACGCUAUUACUACCAAUAAAGUACUCAGUCACCUCCAAAUAGGAAUGUGAUAUAAAGUGUUGUAUACCUGUAGGAUUAACUUGCUAAAAAAACACUGGGCUUUUAAAAUGUAGAUUUCACUCUGCUCACGCUAGCUGAUUGCCACACUUGGAAAUGUGAAACUAAACUCAAUGUGGCAAAUCUAAAUCACCUUUAAUUUGCCACAAAAGUGAAUAUCAAUUCAUUAUUACUCUUUAAGGUAAUCUUGACAACAAAAGUCACUGCUGAACAUCACAUAAAAGCACACAGCACAAUCAAUGAGAGACUUUACCGAAUGAAAAUUUUAAACUUUGGACAAUUUUCAUGACAGAAAAUUCAAGGAAUCUCUUUUGAUUCAAUCCAGAUGCCCUUCCAUUAGUAGGUACAAUACAAUGCCUGGCCCCCCCUUAUAAUACUUUUUCUUAAAUUUUUAACUUUUACCAUUACUUCUAGCAUGCUUCUCAUUUACUGUUCCUUAAUAUUGUUGUAGUUCUAUUUUCUUAUUGGUUACUUUAAUUUAAAAUCGGUUUGAUACCUGUGACAUUCAAUGACCCUUGAAAAAUGUGUAAGCUGAAACAUCGGGUUGAAUAAAUUAACUUUCAUGUGAA
This is a messenger RNA of Limulus polyphemus (Atlantic horseshoe crab), 5121 nucleotides long. RefSeq lists its product as uncharacterized. Lineage: Eukaryota; Metazoa; Arthropoda; Merostomata; Xiphosura; Limulidae. The record is from RefSeq and is a predicted model, not a curated record. Bases 458 to 3745 code for a protein of 1095 amino acids. Gene Ontology annotation, molecular function: protein binding. The transcript is spliced from 9 exons. Gene Ontology annotation, cellular component: nucleus. Gene Ontology annotation, biological process: regulation of gene expression.